Molecule: messenger RNA, 5004 nt
Organism: Ochlerotatus camptorhynchus
Lineage: Eukaryota; Metazoa; Arthropoda; Insecta; Diptera; Culicidae
Gene: Nrx-IV
Product: neurexin-4
Exons: 10
Coding region: 309-4127 (1272 amino acids)
Source: RefSeq, a predicted model, not a curated record
CGGACGCCGCGGCGGUUAGAAGUGUCAUUAACGACGAACACGACGACGCGUCAAUUGGGAAGUGAACCAUACGGAACGCUCUGUUCGGAGCUCCGCACACAUUCCAUCUAUUGUCAGGAUUGUGUGAGUGCGCGCGUGUGUACCGUACAGUCGUAGUGUGCGUGUGGCUGCUUUGUCGGGGCAGUAGCAACAGUGGCAGAGUGCUUUAUUUUUAAUUCUUAAAGUUGCAUUCAGUAAGAAUUUGGCCGAACGGAUCGAGUCGCUUCGGCCAAAUGUGCAACGCGUAACGUUACAACAAGUGGUCCAAGAUGCAUCUAGUGUUAGGAUUUGUGUUAGCAUUAUGUCUCGGCAGCGGGAUGCGGCCAGCGAAUGCAGAAUACUACCAAAAAGACUCCUACUCCGAGUACAACUGCAACGAGCCGCUGCUGGAGUACGCCAAGCUGAGCGCCACCUCACAACUGCGGGAACGGGGGCCGGAAAAUGCCCGCCUGAACGCCCGCUCGGCCUGGACGCCGGUCGAGAAUACCUACUUCCACUUUCUGACCAUCGACCUGGGCGGGCGGAAGAUGGUCCGGAAGAUUGCGACGGCCGGCCGGGCCACCACCAACGAGUGCGUCACCGAGUACAUCGUCCAGUACUCGGACGACGGCGAGAUGUGGAAGUCGUUCACCGAUAGCGACGGGGAGGAGCAGCUCUUCAAAGGCAACAAAGACGGCGACUCCACUCGUCACAAUUCGUUCGAAGUGCCCAUCAUUGCCCAGUGGAUCCGGAUUAAUCCGACCCGCUGGCAGAACCGUAUCUCGCUCCGCGUCGAACUGUACGGAUGUCACUAUGAAUCCGAGAACGUCUACCUCAACGGAACGGGCCUGAUUCGGUACGAUCUGCUGCGGGAUCCCAUUUCAGCUACGCGGGAAACAAUCCGGUUCCGGUUCAAGACCGCCCAAGCCAAUGGGAUUUUGCUGUACUCAAGGGGAACACAGGGUGACUACCUGGCGUUGCAGAUCAAGGACAAUCGGAUGGUGCUGAACAUGGACCUGGGAUCGCGAAUCAUGACUUCGCUGUCGGUGGGCAGUUUGUUGGAUGAUAACAUCUGGCACGAUGUGGUCAUCUCGAGAAACCGAAGAGACAUCAUGUUCAGCGUGGAUCGUGUGAUCGUGGAGAAGAAGAUCAAGGGCGAGUUCGAUAAGCUGAAUCUUAAUCGAGCGUUCUAUAUCGGAGGUGUCCCCAACAUGCAAGAUGGUUUGAUUGUUCAGCAAAAUUUUACCGGGUGUAUCGAAAAUCUGUACCUCAAUGCAACGAAUUUCAUUCGGGACAUGAAGCAAGCCUACGAAGAGGGUGAACAUCUGCGUUACAUCAAAGUGCACGUCAAUUACAACUGUCCGGAGCCGCCGAUCAGUCCGGUAACGUUUCUGACACGGGGAUCGCACGCGCGGCUGAAAGGAUACUAUAGUGUGAAGCAGCUGAACGUGAGCUUCUCGUUCCGAACGUACGAAGAUAAGGGCUUGAUGUUGCAUCACGAUUUCCUGCGUGGCUCGGUUAAGGUGUACCUGGAGGAUGGAAAGGUGAAGGUCGCGUUGAAGAACGCAAAUGAGGAAAGUGCACCGGAGACGGUGCUGGAUAACUACGACGAGCAGUUUAACGAUGGAAAUUGGCACUCACUGAUGUUGGCGAUCAAGAAGGACAGCUUGGUGCUGAGCGUUGACGAGCGCCCGAUGGAGACUGUCAAAUUGCUGGACAUCAGCACCGGUGAGCUGUACUACAUCGGCGGCGGUAAAACGAAGGACGGUUUCGUCGGUUGCAUGCGAACCAUCGUCAUCGACGGCAACAUUCGACCGCCGUCGGAUUGGAAAGAGGAAGAUUUCUGCUGCAAAGGAGAGAUGCUGUUCGACGCCUGCCACAUGAUCGAUCGCUGUAAUCCGAACCCUUGCAAGCACAACGGAGUUUGCAAGCAAAAUUCUCUGGAGUUCCAGUGUGACUGUUCGGGAACUGGCUACGCUGGAGCCGUGUGUCACACUUCGUUGAAUCCGCUGUCCUGCCAGGCGUACAAGAAUGUUAACGUUGUGCAGUCGAGGACCACUAUCAACAUCGACGUGGACGGAAGUGGCCCGCUGGCACCGUUCCCGGUGACAUGCGAAUUCUACUCAGACGGUCGGGUGAUAACGGUGUUGAGCCACAGCUCGGAGCAUACGACCAGGGUGGAUGGCUUUUCGGAGCCGGGAUCGUUCGAACAGAAUAUCAUCUACGAAGCCGAUCUGCCGCAGAUUGAGGCACUGCUGAAUAGGUCGCAGUCCUGCUGGCAGCGGUUAAACUACGCUUGUCGAUCGUCAAGGUUGUUUAACUCGCCAUCUGAAGCGGAGAACUUCCGACCAUAUUCGUGGUGGGUUUCACGACACAACCAGCCUAUGGAUUACUGGGCGGGUGCGUUGCCAGGCUCGAGAAAGUGCGAGUGCGGUAUUCUGGGGACCUGUGUUGAUCCGACUAAGUGGUGUAACUGCGACGCGAACAGCUUGGAGUGGCAGGAGGAUGGGGGAGAGAUUCGAGAGAAGGAAUAUCUACCGGUGAAGGCGUUAAGGUUUGGUGAUACAGGAACUCCGGUCGAUGAGAAACUGGGUCGCUAUACGUUGGGUCCGCUGAAGUGCGAGGGAGACGACCUGUUCAACAAUGUGGUGACGUUCCGUAUCAAGGACGCAACCAUCAACCUACCGCCCUUCGAUAUGGGUCACUCGGGUGAUAUCUACUUCGAGUUCAAGACAACCGUUGAGGACGCCGUGAUUCUGAAUGCACGAGGUCCUACGGAUUUCAUUCGGUUGAUCAUUGUGGGCGGUACGAAGCUGCUGUUCGAGUACCAAGCCGGUACGGGAACUCAAAAGGUUUAUGUGGAGACUAGCUACUGGCUUAGCGAUGACCAUUGGCAUUCGGUGAGCGUCGAGCGUAAUCGUAAGGAGGCUCGAUUGGUGGUUGAUGGAUCGAUUCGAGCUGAAGUUCGCGAGCCUCCGGGUCCGGUUCGGGCGCUGUAUUUGACUUCGGAGCUGGUGCUGGGUGCUAGCAUCGACUACCGGGAUGGAUUCGUUGGGUGCCUUCGGGCGUUCUUGCUGAAUGGAAACCAUGUGGAUCUGAGGAGCUACGCAGAGCGAAAACUGUACGGUGUUACUCCGGGAUGUGUUGGUCGUUGCGAGUCUAAUCCAUGUCUGAACAACGGAACGUGUACGGAACGGUAUGAUAACUUCCUUUGCGAUUGCCGUUGGAGUGCAUUCAAGGGGCCGAUUUGCGCUGAUGAAAUCGGAGUCAACAUGAAGGCCAGUUCGAUGAUCAAGUACGACUUCCAGGGUGCGUUCCGUUCGACGCUGCACGAACGCAUUCGUGUCGGAUUCACCACUACCAAUCCGAAGGGCUUCCUGCUGGGAUUCUUCUCCAGUCAAACGAAGGAAUAUCUGACGAUCAUGGUUUCGAAUUCGGGUCACAUUCGAGUGGUGUUCGAUUUUGGCUUUGAACGGCAGGAGUUGAUCUAUCCGACGAAGAACUUCGGAUUAGGCCAGUACCAUGACGUGCGGUUUUCGAGAAAGAAUGGCGGAUCUACGGCCGUGCUGCAGAUCGAUGACUACGAACCACAGGAGUACAACUUUGAUAUCAAGGAUUCGGCUGAUUCUCAGUUCAACAACAUCGAAUACAUGUACAUCGGAAAGAAUGAAACGAUGAAGGAUGGUUUCAUUGGAUGUAUUUCAAGGGUACAGUUUGACGACAUCUAUCCAUUGAAGUUCCUGUUCCAGGAGAACCCUCCACCAAAUGUAAAGUCGUUGGGAACUCCCCUGACGGAAGAUUUCUGCGGAGUGGAACCGGUAACGCAUCCUCCGAUUGAGGUCGAGACUCGUCCUCCACCAGAGGUGGACGAAGAUAGGCUGCGCGAUGCCUAUGGACCGGAUACUGCUGUCUUGGGAGGUGUCCUAGCAGUUCUCAUCUUGCUAUUUAUAAUCAUGGCCAUCUUGAUUAGUCGCUAUAUGAACCGCCACAAGGGCGAAUAUUUGACGCAAGAGGACAAGGGUGCCGAUGCGGCUCUUGAUCCGGACGAUGCGGUAGUGCAAUCGACUACCGGUCAUCAAGUAACCAAACGAAAAGAGUGGUUUAUUUAAUUUUUUGAAAGCUAUGAGGGACUUUCUUUUCCAAAAAAAAAAACAAACCAACCAACAAAUCAACAAUUAACAGCAGCUGUAUAUAAUGUGUUCAACACGCGUACAUCUAUUUUCUUCCGUUUUUAAGUUGAUUGUCCGUAUUGCUAGAAAACAUAAUCUUUUUCUAUGCAACAUCUACCUACCUACUUCCGAGCAUGUCUUUCACAUCACUUAUUAACUUAGUAAGCCAGAUUCAUCCGAUUCAAACGGGACAUUAACUGGAAUCAAAGUAGGCCUUGAAGACACGCAGAGAAAAACGGAAGCAGCAUUUCGAUUAGUUCUUUUGUUUUGAAUUUUAUUUCAUAAGGCGAUAGAUUUUUUAUUAUUACUGAUUUUAGCCGUCCAUUAUCGUACUUUCUUUUAAUUAAUUAAUUAAUUAAUUUCAAACAAUCGAAUGAUAAUCUGAGUUAGAGCUUAAGGGCGUUUAUUAAGUUCGAAACAGUUGGUUCAUUUCUAUCGAAUGAACGGACAUAAAAUAAAUAAUUAUCUUUCAAUGCAAAACAGAAUCGGAAAGCGAGGGGAGAAAGUUUAUAAAUUUUAACAGUGUAGGUUUAGUGUACUGCGGUUAUAGUUGUUUAGAAUCUCGUUCUUUCAUUUCCGGCAAAUUUUUUAGAGCGCAGAGUGAAGCAUGAAGACAUUGAAACAUUCGCCGAAUCCGACGAAUGUUUCACGAUGUGUAGCAUUUCAAAAAUCUUCUUCUUUUCUAAGCAAACAAAUGAGAGAAAAACUACAAAGAAUGCAACCAUUUACAGAAACCGGUAAAGUUCGGUCGAGUUUACAUCUGAAGACAUGUCAGAAGUGUAAAUAGUUUUUCAAAUACAAAAACAAAGUAACGAAA